This is a messenger RNA of Helicoverpa armigera (cotton bollworm), 1108 nucleotides long. RefSeq names its product MORN repeat-containing protein 5. The record is from RefSeq and is a predicted model, not a curated record. The transcript has 8 exons. The coding region runs from base 168 to 1076 and encodes 302 amino acids. Lineage: Eukaryota; Metazoa; Arthropoda; Insecta; Lepidoptera; Noctuidae.
UUUAUUUAGUGGAAAGGAAACUUUAUUUAUACUUUUUUAUUUUUCUAAUAUGUUUACCUCGUCUUAAACGUUUAUAAAAUUCAUUGUAUAUUUUCGUAAUUUUGACACGAAAAAUUUAACACUGUGGUUUAAAGUUUAAAAGGGUGCAACAAGAGUUUUUCAGUAUAAUGUUGCCGAAAUCAAAAUCGGGAACUACCUUUAUCUCGGGAACACAUAUAUCGCAAUGGGAAGAUAAGAUGAAAAGGUUUACUCGGAAGAAUAUGGACAAAUGCAAAUCACAGCCACUAGAAUUUCCUCGAACAGCACAAGUAACGAAGGAGUUCCCAACGGGCACUGUUUAUGAGGGGGAGUAUGAUCAAUUUGACAUGAAUGGUUAUGGAGAAUUUACAUUCGCUAGUGGUGUUAAAUAUGUAGGGUCGUUCGAAAAUGGUUUGUUUCACGGAAGAGGUGAACUAAUAUUCCCGCAUGACAAUGAAGUGGCAGUCAUUCGGGGUAGGUUUCAUAAAGGUGUUAUGACUGAGAGGACUCUGCACUUUGAUGAUAUAUUGGACUACCGGGAGAGAGACUGGAAGUAUUGCACGAUGCCUGAUAGAAGAUUUGCAAUAGAAUACAUAGAAAAGCUGAAGCCUGGUGGCAAUUCCUACCUCACUGCCGAACAGCCCACGAAAGAGAUACCUGAGGGUUUCUACGAUACUGGAAAUGGGUUCUUCGAUCCAGUACAGAAAGUCGUUUUUAAAUAUCAUGACCUUUCAGCAAUCAAGAGGGCUCCAUCAAUUCGUGAGCAGGAAUGGAUAAUGAAGAACUGUCGCAGAGGUACCAUAGAGCCUCUUGGGGCCCGUUCGGACCUUUACGAGCGUUGGACUUAUCCUAUAUUGAAGGCAGGAGCCAGCCCAGCACCGGCAGCAGCUGGGACAAGACAAGCCCCGAUAAAUAUUUCCAGGAAACCAUCGAUUUUCGAAUACGAUGGCCCAGAUGAUGAUGAGUCACGUCCACUUUUCUACGACUUUUCCGCGUUUGCAUCCCGUUUCCCAGACGCUUCAAGCGAGAAACUUUCGAGAAGGCCUGUACGAUAUUAAACGUAAAAGUCUUCUUGUUAUUGGGUUACAGC